Oncorhynchus masou masou (cherry salmon) is the source of this 1715-nucleotide messenger RNA. RefSeq names its product ubiquitin-conjugating enzyme E2 Z-like. Lineage: Eukaryota; Metazoa; Chordata; Actinopteri; Salmoniformes; Salmonidae. The coding region runs from base 360 to 1550 and encodes 396 amino acids. The record is from RefSeq and is a predicted model, not a curated record. The transcript has 7 exons.
AGUGGUUAUGGAAAACAGAAGAAAAAGCUAACCGAUAAACAGGCUGAAUCCGCAAAUUGCGUUGAUGACUGGCAAACUGAGAAUUUGUGACGGGUAAUAUAUUAUAGCGUUAACUUUUCGACUGACUGUUUGUAGUUUCAUAUGACAUAGCUAAACACGAUUAGCUACUUUUGGAGGCGAGAAGAAAGGCAUACAAUGCCGUGGGAGCGCUUUUUCUCAUCUUCGCCUCUCCUUGCUCGUCUUCCUCAUUUACCGACUGCGUGAGGACGGACCCAAACAAGAAACUGCUGUAUCGACAACUGUCAAUAACUGUAGCUAGCAAGCUAGCUAGCUGUAACCUGAACAAGUGUUAAUUUACAAUGGCGGAUAGCGUAGGAGAGGUUGCUAAUGGUGAAAUUGGGUUAGGUGUUGGUAGUCAGGGAAAUGGAGCUCCGUUGUUACCUAGUUUGGGUAAUUCUCUGCCGGGCCACUCGACGAGUGGAGCUAACCUGGCCUCACCACCUCCUGCAGCGGCCGCAGAGACUGGCCUAGCUGUCAUGUCCCCUGGAGCCACAACCACCUCAACUGUGGUGACUGGGAGCGGGUUUGGAGGUGCAGGUGUUCUUAGCGCUGUAGUGGGCUCUGCCAUUCCAAUACCCCUCUACUCGGCCACCAAUGCUCUGCCAGGCGGUAUCGGUUUGGGGGUGGCCGGAGCAGGCCUCUUGUCCCAAAUUCAUGCAACAUCCUGGGACCCAACACUAAGUACCGACUGGGACAACGAGAAGACGUCCCAGCAAUGCAUUCUCCGAAUCAAAAGGGAUAUAAUGUCCAUCUAUAAGGAGCCUCCCCCGGGUAUGUUUGUGGUUCCUGACCCUCACGACAUGACUAAGAUCCAUGCCCUCAUCACAGGACCCUUCGACACGCCCUACGAGGGAGGCUUCUUCCUCUUCCUGUUCCGCUGCCCCCCGGACUAUCCCAUCCACCCCCCACGGGUCAAGCUCAUCACCACCGGCCAAAACACUGUGCGCUUCAACCCCAACUUUUACCGUAACGGCAAAGUAUGCCUCAGCAUCCUCGGGACUUGGACAGGGCCAGCAUGGAGCCCAGCCCAAAGCAUCUCCUCCGUUCUGAUCUCCAUCCAGUCCCUGAUGACUGAGAACCCCUACCACAACGAGCCAGGCUUUGAACAGGAGAGACACCCGGGGGACAGCAAGAACUACAAUGAGUGCAUCCGCCAUGAGACCAUGCGCGUGGCUGUAUGUGACAUGCUGGAUGGGAAGGUGCCCUGUCCAGAAGCCCUGUGGAGUGUGAUGGAGAAAUCAUUCUUGGAGUACUAUGACUUCUACGAGGGGGUUUGCAAAGAGAGACAACACCAACAGGGACAGACCAUGCAGGACCCUUUUGGGGAGAAGAGGGGUCGCUUUGACUACCAGGGCCUACUGGCACGCCUGAGCAUCACCCAGAGGCGCAUUCGAGAGAAGUGCCCACCGGAGGACAAUGAUGACCACUCAGACUCUGACACCAGCUCCUCAGGCACGGACCCAGAUAGCCAGGGCAGCUCCCAGCCUUAGUCACCAGAUGGCGCCACGCUACCUUUUUCAGUCUCCCCCUUUCUGUUUUUGCAAGAUGGUUUUGGCUCAAGUGAGAUGUUGAGGGGAAAGGCCUGAUUUCAGGAAGCACUUAUGAUACAAAGGCAGGGGAUAGCUUAAUGUCUGUUUUGAUUGGUUCUCUCACCC